Erinaceus europaeus (western European hedgehog) is the source of this 912-nucleotide messenger RNA. It is a transcript of the gene WFDC8, whose product is annotated as WAP four-disulfide core domain 8. The transcript is spliced from 8 exons. Bases 1 to 912 code for a protein of 303 amino acids. Gene Ontology annotation, cellular component: extracellular region. Lineage: Eukaryota; Metazoa; Chordata; Mammalia; Eulipotyphla; Erinaceidae. The record is from RefSeq and is a predicted model, not a curated record. Gene Ontology annotation, molecular function: serine-type endopeptidase inhibitor activity.
AUGGUGACCUCUAAUGAUCCUCAGUUUACUUCAAAGAGCAACCUUGGCUAUCUGGAGAAGCUGGGCAAAGAGACAUCUGCAUCGCUAGAUACUCAUCAUGAAUGUGGGUUCAGAAAAUCUGAAAUUUCUAUUUUCUUAGAGGUAAAUAAACCAGGAAUAUGCCCCAAGGAGAGGUUCACUUGUGUUUCUGUCACUUCAGAAUGUGAUAGUGAUUCUGAUUGUGAAGGAUAUCUGAAGUGCUGCUCUUUCAACUGUGAGAGGAAGUGUAUGGAUUCAUACCAAGAACCCUGCUUCCUAAAACUAGAUCCAGGAAACUGUAGACUUACUGAAUUGCGCUGGCAUUUUGAUUUUAAUCGUAAAGUAUGCAAACCCUUUAUUUAUAAAGGCUGCAGUAAGAAUUCCAACAACUUCAUCAACUGGGAAGACUGUCAGAAAGCUUGUUCAUCAGUUGUCAAGAAAGGACAAUGCCCACAUUUCCCUUUCAAGAACCGUAUGGAAUGUACAUCUUCAUGUAAGAGUGACAUAGAUUGUCCAGAAAAUGAAAAGUGUUGUGAGUCCAUUUGUGGCUUUUCUUGUUCCUUCGCUCGGAUAGGUACUUUUCUAAGAAGCUCUUAUUUGCACAUAACUGUAGAGUAUGUGCACCACACUCACAGGAGGAAGGGUAAGAGGUCUAAUCAGAAGAGAUCCUUGUUUAGGGUCCCUAAGACUGCCCAGAAGUACAAAACUAUGACCAAGUAUUACCAGGUCAAGUGUCUUCUUUUACCCUAUAUAGGCAAAGAAGGUUUCUGUCCCUACAAGCCCUCAAGGUGUCCUGUGAUUGAAAAACCUAAGUGCCUUCAUGAUGAGGAUUGCCCUUUGUCAUUUAAGUGCUGUUCAGUUUGUGGACUGAAGUGCAGGCAACCUGCAAAAUGA